Messenger RNA from Aphanomyces invadans, 2244 nucleotides. RefSeq lists its product as hypothetical. Gene Ontology annotation, molecular function: RNA binding; metal ion binding. The coding region runs from base 16 to 2244 and encodes 742 amino acids. The transcript is spliced from 5 exons. Lineage: Eukaryota; Oomycota; Saprolegniomycetes; Saprolegniales; Verrucalvaceae. The record is from RefSeq and is a predicted model, not a curated record.
CGCCAUGGUCCGGAUAUGGAGGUCGUGAGAUUGGUGGGCUCACCUGCGUCGUUGGCGACGAUGGCGUAUGGAAGCGUUCUGUGGCUAGACGACGAAGAGAGCCUUGUGUUUGACUUCGAAGCGAUCUUACCGACCCUCCAUGAGCCCACACCGGUGAUUCUCGUGGACGAGGAUGGGAAGAAAGACUUCAAACGAGGAACGGUCGUGUGUCGGCAUUGGCUGCGCGGAUUGUGCAUGAAGGGCGACAACUGCGAGUUUCUCCAUCAAUACGACAUGUCCAAGAUGCCCGAGUGCCGCUGGGGCAUGGAGUGUCAAGUACCCGAGUGUCCAUUUCGCCAUGUCCCGGAUGAAGAUCGCAUGGAGUGUGCGUUUUACAAACAGGGGUUUUGCUCCCACGGUAGCGCGUGUCGAUAUCGCCACGUCAAGUUACCACGCGAAGAAUGCCCCGUCAUUGCUGACUUUAGCUUGCAGAGCAAAGUUGCUGAAGAAGAGAGCGCGAAGCGCCGCAAGGCACAGCCCGUCAACGAAUUUUUCAAGAUCGCGAUAUGCAAGCAUUGGGAAAAGCAAGGCACGUGUCCGUUUGGGGAGGAGUGUCAUUUUGCCCAUGGCGAGAAGGAACUCCGUCCGUUCCCCAAGGAUACACAUGGCGGUGGUGGCGGCAAUCACCACACGCCUUCUGCUCAUGCUGCUCCUCACAAGGCCCCUGAAGCGCCCCCUUCAUUGGUUCUGCCUGACGCGGAAGGGACGUCCACGUACAUUUUGCUGCGAUCCCAUAGUUACCAGAACUUGGCGCAGUCGGUACACCAUCAAAAGUUUGCGGCUGACGGUGCAACCCUCCAAGCGAUCCAGGAUGCCAUGACGAUGGCCGAUCAGGUCUUUUUGUUUCUCUCGGUGUCCCCGAGCUAUCACUUUCAAGGUGUUGCCCGCAUUGUCCAAGUGCCGUCGGAUGACUCGGGAGUGUCUCUGGCGGAGGGCACCGUCCCGUUCCACCAGUGGCGCGGUGUGUUUGGCGUCGAGUGGCUUCGGACGUGCGAGAUUCCGUACGAAUCGGCAGACACGAUUGCAACAUCCAAGAAUGCAGCGUUGUCGAAACUACCGGACGGAACGGAACUCACGAAAGAGUGUGGCCACGCCCUCCUCGACAAAAUGUUUUUCCACCCGAUGAUCCGGCUCCACAUGAAGUCGGUCGAAGACGAAGGCAUCCUCCCCGGCGGCGCGUGUGAGCUCGCCAACCGCCGCCGCCAUGCGGCGGAAAGCAUUGCCAACUUUAACGACCCCGCGCGAUUCAUGCCAUGCGCCCAUCUGUCGCACCGGUGGCAAGUUGACCUGCCUGGCUACGUCUUUGCGUGCAACGGCGCCACGAUCGACGAGAGCUUUGGACGGAUGCUCUUUGGCCUGGCCAAGGACCAGGAACAAGUCGCGAUGAAAAACGUCCAAGUCGGAACCCCAUUGUUUCUGCUCAACAUGAGCAAUCGGCACGUCUUGGGCAUGUUCGAGGCCGUGACCCCCGUCGGGAUGAAUAUCGUGCCGAACGCGUUCACGGCGGGGCUGCCGCCGGGCACGAUGACGCCAUUUCCCGUGCAAGUCCGGUUCCAGUUUGCCUUUGACGCUCCACCGCUCCUGAACGACCUGAUCAAGGCCGUGCCGGGCCUGGAGCGGGGCAUUCACAUUGGCCCUUUGUCUCUCGCAGCUACCCAGACGCUUGCGAACGUGUGCGCAGAAAAGUGCGGCGCAACCAACCUGAAUGAAGCUGGCGAGAAGAUCGAGAAAAAGGCCAACGAAGAGCACUUUGUCGUUGGAAUCGAAGAAGACAAGGAGUUUGGCGUUGUCCAGAAAAUCCUUGGUCCACAAGGCAGCUACAUCGAUCGCAUCGUGACGGAUGCCGGCGGGAAUGCCAAUGUACGUUUGCGUGGACGCGGGUCCGGUGUGCUCGAGGCCAACGGAGAAGAAGCCAAGGACCCCUUGACGCUGGUCGUGUCGGCCGACAACGAGCGCAGCUUUCGGAUUGCGUGUGACGCGUCGAGGAAUCUCCUUGGGUCCGUCCAUCGUGACUACCAAGCAUAUCUCCACAGCAAACACCGCGGCGGUCCCGGGGGAGGGGGGUUUCCAGGAUUCCCUCCGAAUAUGCCCAUGAUGGGAGGACGUGGCGGCGGCAUGCGCGGACCUCCCCCGCCGUUCCGUGGACCCAGAGGGCCGCCUCCAGCCGGGGCCAGCCGAGCUCCCCCGCCUCCGCACCGCCGAUAG